CACAUUUCCGAUCUUGUGCGUGUUUAUACAAAAAUAAGUUCACUUAUAUGUUGUGAUUGUGUGUGUAAAAGUGACACCGUGGUUCGUUCACUACCUGCUAGGUAGGUGUGAUAGAAGAAGGAAAAAGGAAACAAAAUAGAAACAAACUCCUAUUGGUCGUCCUGUAUGUAAGACCAUCGAAGUAUACGCAUUGAGGAUCGUAAAAUCGGCGUGUCGCUAAAGUGAACUUCACUUCUGACGAGGUGAAAUACGAGUGUGUAUGUCUGUCUGUUUGUCUGUAUCUUUAAUGAGGUGAGACGGGACGAGGUGAAGCUUAGUUAUAGGUGAGGUGAGGUAAGGUGAGCAGCGAGAGCGAGCCGCAGCUAAAGAGAGUGAAGAGUGAAGAGAGUGAAGUGACCGAGCGCUACUUGGGCAUCGCAGUGAGAGGACGCACCGUCGUUUAUGUUGAAUUUGUAAGACGCAACUUAUGUACCACGUAGGUUUUUUUUGAUAAUCAGUGAAGGAAAAAAGUUAAAGGAAAGGAAACAAAAGGGAAGAAAAAAGGCAAAGUGAGCUGCAUUAUAGGGGGGAGAAAGAAUAUAGUGGGAAGUCUACGAACGAUGACGACGCGCGUUCGUUCCGCGGUCAUGCGUCCACAAUUGGCCGAGCCAUGAUGCGAAGUACUCUAUCUAGUAUAGGCUGCUGGCCGCGGCAGUGGUACGACGUGUUCGUAACGUGUGUGUGACCCGAUAGAAAAUACAAUAAUUCUCUGUUUCUGAUAGUUACGUUUCUUCCAUUGAAACAAGUGUGUUAAAAAGUAGAAACAUAUACCUUCGAAAAUCUAAGAACCACGAGUAUAGGUAUAGUAAUUAGAAGCAUAUAUUAAGUUGUACUUUCUGCCAGUUCGUGCGGGACUUGCCACGGUGUCGGACAUUGCUAUCUGUGGAACGAAAACGGUGGUUCUGUUUACAUUGGAAAAAUUGACAGUCUUCGAGGAUGUACUCGAAGGGGAAGGGGACUACGGUACCCUCAGAUUCUCAAGCAAGAGAAAAGUUAGCCCUGUAUGUGUACGAGUACUUAUUACAUGUUGGUGCACAAAAGGCGGCGCAAACAUUUUUGUCAGAGAUACGGUGGGAAAAAAAUAUCACUCUUGGUGAACCGCCUGGAUUUUUGCAUUCUUGGUGGUGCGUAUUUUGGGACCUAUAUUCAGCAGCACCAGAACGACGGGAUUCCUGUGAACACAGCAAUGAAGCCAAAGCUUUUCAUGAUUAUGGUUUUGUGAAUAGCGGUUAUGGUGUUAAUGGCAUUGCCCAUAAUGCUGGUCCAGCGCCUUCACCUAUAGGGCAAAUGCCACCCAAUGAUGGUAUGCCUGGUGGUCCAAUGCCUCCUGCUUUCUUUCCAAACAACUCGACAAUGCGACCAUCUCCGCCCACACACCCCUCAUCACAGCCAUCCCCCCAGCACCCCCAGCCACCCCCGCCUCCACACUCGCAGAUGAUGUCCACUCAGUUCAUGGGGCCUCGAUAUCCUGCUGGACCAAGGCCUGGAGUACGUAUGCCACAAAUGGGAAAUGAUUUUAAUGGGCCACCUGGACAACCGAUGAUGCCAAAUAGUAUGGACCCAACUAGGCAAGGCGAAGCUGGAGAAUUUGUAGGGUGGCAAGCUCCUCCAGGCAUGAAUCCUAUGAAUCCAAGGAUGAAUCCUCCACGAGGACCAGGAAUGGGUCCAAUGGGACCGGGAAGUUAUGGACCUGGAAUGAGAGGACCACCACCUAAUAGUAGUUUGGGACCUGGAGGUCCAGGAGGCCCUGGUAUGCCACCAAUGAGUAUGGCUGGACCAGGGGGUAGACAACAAUGGCAACCUAAUACAUCCACGCCAAUGAAUUAUUCAUCAUCAUCACCUGGUAAUUACGGAGGUCCACCUGGUUCAACAGGUCCUCCAGGUCCAGGUACACCAAUUAUGCCCAGCCCUCAAGAUAGUAGUAAUAGCGGUGGUGAAAAUAUGUAUACCAUGAUGAAACCUGUACCUGGAGGAAAUAUGCCUGGUGACUUUCCAAUGAGCGGUGGGCCAGAAGGUGGUCCGAUGGGUCCUAUGGGACCAAACACAAUGGGUCCUGUGUUGAAUGGUGAUGGCCUUGAUGGAAUGAAAAACAGUCCAGCUAACGGUGGUCCUGGGACACCUCGGGAAGAUAGUGGAAGUGGAAUGGGUGAUUAUAAUCUGGGUGGUUUUGGAGGCCCUGGUGAAAAUGAUCAGACUGAGUCAGCGGCCAUACUCAAGAUCAAGGAAAGCAUGCAGGAAGAGGCGAAGAGGUUUGAAAAGGACUCAGAUCACCCCGAUUAUUAUAUACAAUAACUCGUCACGAGUCGUUGGGCCCUGAGACCAAACUAACGUUUUAAGAAAAACAAAUCGCAAAUCGAUUCCCCUCUUUCUCUCUCUCUCUUUUUCUCUCUCUUCCUUAAAUCCAGAAUUCUCCUCACUGCACUUGUACUCCGCAAUAAUCUCCUUCCUUUCACCAACCCCCCAACCCCCUGCAACUUCGAAUCGAGGUACUGAAAACAGUGUGCAGAGACAAAGGAAAGGAAAAAGUAAGAUAAAUUGAAAAAAGAAAAGGUUAAGCUCCGUGAGAGAAGUGCACGAGAUUUACGUAGAGAUUGUAGAAGCGUUUUCUCCCUUUGCGAAGUGAGGGGGGGCACAUCCCAAGAUUUUUUCAUCCUCAUCCGGAUCACGGAAAGGAUCUAACCAUUUAAAGUAAGAGAGCACCGUUUCAUGUAAAAUCUUUCGUAACUUCGCGUUGACGUACAUUCUUCAAAAUGUCUCCAUAUAAUAUACACGAUCAUCUUAAAUCAUUGUCAAUCGAUGAUACUCACCGUUUUUGUAAGUGAGCACGGGCUCAAGAUGUUUCGAGCGUCCUCGAGUAUGCUCUCUAAGAUUACGAAAUCUAUUACGUUCCAACAUACUCGAAUGUUUCUCAUUUCGAGCAAUACUCACGCUCGAGUUGGAUUUUUCAUGCCGACGAAAAGUCGAAUGCCUAAUUGCUCAUUACCGUCUGCAAUUCAUACAAGUGGACCCGUUUCGACGUCGUCUUUUCUUUUCUUUUUUUUUUUUCCCCCUUAUAAACUCCUACGUCGUCUCCUUCUUUCUUAGGGAACCUGAUUUUGUUUCCGGAAAUAAGAACAGGAAAAUAAUAAGUGCUUCCUUAUUGACCCUAACUUAAAAGAAAAGUAUAUUUUUUGUACAGUUCGAGAAACGGUUCAAGAGGUACAUGUGAUGUUUUUAUAUAUGAAAGUAGUAGUCAUCUCUCCUCUUCUCUCUGUCCCUUUCUUCGAACCCUUCGGUUUUUAUUUACACGUUUUUAUGGAGUAUACUUGAGUGACGUUUCAUCGGUUUCCUACAUCGUCUGUGCACAGCGAAUAGUUUCAGUGUAUAAAAUUAUUAAAAAAAACAUAAGUAACUGUGAUAAGAUAGCGUUUUAAAUGAAACAUUACACAACAUACUUAUACUAUCGUAUAUCCGUUCGAAGGUAGAAUAACAAACAAUCGUAGUACACACAUCGAGUGUAGGCUCGAGUGAACACCACUUUUAUACGUACGUUCUGUACUGAUUUCAAUUAAUAUCGAUACAAAUGUUGGUUCCAUACGUUGACGAAACGAUUCCUCUAUUUUCAUUCGAACAAUCGAAACUUUUCGCAUGCGCCUUCUGCGAAACUGUUCUCGAAACGAGAUCGAUCGAUACGGAUAUCUUUGAUACGACAAACUUCAUGAUUCUGUUUGAAAAGAAAACCUAUCGUCACUUUAACGUAAUAAGUUUUGAGAUGAUACAUUAUUGAGAGCUAUAGCUUGGGUCGUGUUACAAAUAAAAAGAUUUUAUAAUUUCUAUUCAAAAUAAGAUCUUUUCACAAAAUGUCAUCUACGUUUUGUUGUAACAAUUUCAAAUCUUAUAACAUCGUUUAAAACUUUAUAAUAUACGUUGUACGUAUAUGGUGAAAUAUUUGUAGACGUAAAUGCUUGUUAAAUUUUUUUUUUUUUUUUUUUUUUUUUUUUUGGAACGAUCGAUCGAUCCCGCGUAAGAUUGUACGUCAGCGCAGCAAUUUGCGAGUAUUGGUAGCAUAAUACCUGUACUCGUUAUUGUGGCAUCGUUCUACGGUCGAUCUGUCGGCUAUUCCUUCCGAGAAAAGAAGCAUCGAUAUCUUCCAUGAAGUUAUAUACAUACAUAUACCCGAGAAAAGAUCCACGAGAACGCAACGCCUUUGUGCUCUUUUUCUGUCAAUACAAAGAAUGCGAUUUUAAAAGGGGUCCCGAUAGAUGCUAGUGUUAGAGUGGUCAAUGGUAUCGAUAUUAUCGUGUGCGUGAGACGAAGAAAAAGUGACUUCUUAAUUUAUUUACAAGAGGGAGUAAGAAACUAGGUACGUUAGGUUUAUCGAUCGUUCAACGUGCUCUGUGUAUAGUAUGUACAAUAGUGCCACGUUAACUAACCAAGAUUUUGCUUCGUCAACUGCCCGUCGCCUAUCCUCACCGAUUCUCGAAACUGAUAUUAUCGAGAAGAGUUUGGUGCUCCUCAAUACUCUUAAAAUUCGAAUCACAACGAAUAAGAUUCGAUAACCUAACCUCGUGAAAGCGUUGUAAAUCGUUCCCGUAAAUGCAUUUUUGUUACCUCGACUGGUUUUUUUUUUUUAAUUGACCGUUUAGAUUAAGGCAUUUAAAAUGCUUGUGAAAUAUCGACUACGCGCCAAGCUUUCAAGAUUUAUCAAAAUAUCCAAGACCGACGAGACUUCUAAGACUUAAAAAACACCCGAAUUUUAGGGCAUCGAAUCCUAUUUGAGGUUAUUCCAAUCUUUCAUUACGUGCAUGCAUUUGACGCGAUUUGAUGUGCUUGACAACUUAUCACAGGUUUCUGGUAUUACUUACGUAAAAUAAAUCAGUGUAUGUAUCAGGUUUCCAUAUCUCAUUUGUAGAGAAGAGAGAUUCUCGAAAUAUCCUAGGCAUAUACCUCUUUCGAUAACUGAUCAGCUAAAAUGUCGAGCCGCGGGCAAUUAGCGAAGCACUACUGUACAUAGCAAGGCGGGAACGUGCGAAACGAUAUGAUAUCGAGUGUCGAAAAAUUGACUAAUGCGAUGCAACGUCAAGCGAUUGCAUCGAUAGCGUUGUUCACAUCGGUACAUUUGCGUUUAGGGAGGACUUCACGGGCAUUGUUAACAGUUGCACAGACGUUGCAGUCUCGAUUGUGUUGUGCACAAUUGGAUCAAAUCUUUAUUUAACUCGAGAAGCGCACAGUACUGAAAGGCUGCAAUAACAUUAUUUCGAAAAAAGAAAUCGAACACUCGGUUAUUAGGGAAUUCGCGAGAAUUCGCUUGUAUUAUCUGUGUCCGAACGAGGGGAACCCGACGAAACGGUUCUCGAGAGAACGCAUUGUUAAAACUCCCCCUAGGACUUAAUCCGAUAUGGUGGGAAUCCGGCCAGUGUGCGUCGAUAGUACACGCGAAACGAACUUUCAUUCGAGACGAUCGUCGUUUGUCGAUUACGGAUAAAAAACAAGUUAUAUGUAACUGCCAAUGGAAUUUGUUCUUUUUUCCUUUCUUUCCUAUAGAUUUCAUUCUUUUACCAUUGAAUUUUUCAGUAUUCGCAAUAGCAACGUUACGUUCACGUUGAAUGAAGGUGCUUACUGUUGAUGAAACAUAUACAGGGAGGUAAUAAAAUCAGUCAAGUCUUAACAAGGUGAAACAAUAAUUCGACAUGGAUGAAUGUAGAACUGUUUCUUGUUCCUAAUAUAUAUCGCAGACACAGUUUAGAUACCGCUGCGUUAUUUAUUACAUAAAUAUUUUUUAUCAGAUCCGGUUUUACGACGAUGAAUAGAUAACGAUUAAGUAAUCCUUAAAUUGGUAAUUAUUAAUUACUAAUUAUUAAUUAGUUAAAGAUUUAUUAACAAUUACGGCCUCGCUAUAUCUCUUUCAUCGACUAUGCAUUCGGUACAUAGGCGAGUUAAUUCUUUUUAUCACAUAUAGUAUCGUGUUUGUCGCUUGAUAAAAAGCGACAUUCGCAAAUAUGAAGCUGCGUAAAAGCAGCGAAUUGCGCAACGGACAAACGUGAACGUAACUAUAUAACAGGAUGGAACAGGAAUUAACUUGUUGUUUGAAAUCCGAUCCUCAUUCGAUGGAAUAAUCCUGGUCACCGUAGAAUCACGAUAAAGUACGAUCGUAACUCGUCCAAAGGGUAAAGAAAAUUGAAUAAAGUGUAUAAAUUUUACGUUCGCCUGUUUAUCUCCUAGUUCGUGCCUCAAAUCUGGGAAUGGCGGCGUGUAUAUACACACACGUGUAUACUAUUCCGGCGUAAUUAAAUAUAAAUGUAUAAGUUGUACAAAAUGUCGAGUGCAAUUCGGAUUAAAAUAACAUAUACAGCGGAAUACGGUGUUCCUGCUAAUUGCGCGAAACAUCAAAACUGUAUUGACAUCCGCCCUUUUAUCGUUAAGAAAUUUUUGAAUUCGGGUAAAUAUAUUUUGUUAUCAUCUGUGUGUAUUGUUACAGCUGGGCGAAAGAAUUUCAUGGCAAAGCGGAAGAAUGGAAAAGUUGAUGGAUUAUAUAUGGUGAUAUUUUUUUACCCGAAUUUAAAGAUACGACACGUUCGGAUCUCAAUACUUUUCGGAACGUUUCGCGCGUCUACUUUUAAUGUAUAUUUAAUUUUUUUAUGGGGAUCAUUUUUUGUAUGGUCACCAAAAAUUUACGAGGUUUUUUUGAUUUUUCUGUUAUUUCGUUCGUCGUCCAUAGCGAUUCGUUCCAACGAAAUAGCAAACGAUUUUUUUUCUUUUAUGGAAUAGAUAAGUAUUAUGAUCAAAAUUUUAAUGUAAAAAAAAAUUUAGAGGGAUGUGUUGCGUUAAAUGUAGACCAAAAACUUUCAGACGAAAGAAGUAUAUAGUUUGUAUUUGAUCGUUUUUAGCGCAGAAUAAGUUGUAAAAGAUCACGAGUUUAAUCGAUAUGUCGAGAGGAUAUAUAUAAGAAAAGAUAUUUGUAUAUUGUUUAAAAUGAGAGUUGAACUUGCCGUGAUUAGAGAAGAAGUAAGAGGAAAAGAAAGAAAUGAUAUCUCGUGUACUAUUAUUGCGCGUUACGAUUUCGUAAGAUAAUUAGGAAUUUAUAAUAAGUAAGGGUGUUAGGUUGGCAGGAAAACAGUGAUCGAGUAAUUUUUAAAAACGUAUUAAAA
Molecule: messenger RNA, 7166 nt
Organism: Bombus impatiens (common eastern bumble bee)
Lineage: Eukaryota; Metazoa; Arthropoda; Insecta; Hymenoptera; Apidae
Gene: Ssdp
Product: single-stranded DNA-binding protein 3
Exons: 14
Coding region: 976-2331 (451 amino acids)
Biological process (GO): positive regulation of transcription by RNA polymerase II
Cellular component (GO): nucleus
Molecular function (GO): protein binding; single-stranded DNA binding
Source: RefSeq, a predicted model, not a curated record